CUCAAUCACAUCCUCUAACAGUCAUUCUCUGACCAACUUCAUAACAUUCAACUUACGGAACUUCUAUUUUGAUUUUGGAGGAAGUCGAUUCUUCCACAUACGAUAUUCGGAAUGGUCCUCCGAAUAUCUGCAAAGAGGCUGACAGGCUCGUUCAGACCUUCUCGUUUUCCCACUCCCGUCAAUUGCGCCCUUCAAAGAUAUUCCUCCCAAGCAGCAGCGGCGGCCAUAACUCCGUCAGAAAACAUUUCAGACCAACUACCGGUCAGCACAUCCCCAAUCACACAUCCCCCUUCAUCGAGCUAACAGUCUUCAUACAGCCACAAAUACCCCUCUCCAAUGCCGAUCCCGUCGAAGACUCUCCCUCUGGCGCACAAGUCAAGGAAGAAGCCCCAUAUAUGGUCAAGACAUACGCACGACCACCACCGGUAUUUGUCAGAGGAAAAGGCGUCAACCUCUGGGACAAGGAGGACAGGAAGUACUUGGAUUUCACGGCUGGCAUAGCAGUUAAUGUCCUGGGUCAUUGCGACGACGAGAUGGCCGCAAUUAUUGCGGAACAGGCCAAAACCCUCGUUCAUACAUCCAACCUUUACCAUAACCCCUGGACUGGAAAGCUAUCGAAACUUCUUGUGGAAAAGACCGCGGAAUUAGGGGGGAUGCACGAUGCCAGUGCGGCAUUUAUCUGCAACUCCGGUACGGAAGCGAAUGAAGCCGCCAUUAAAUUCGCACGCAAGAUUGGACUUGCGAAAAGCCCAAACAAGAGGUCGAUUGUUUCUUUCAAGGGGGCGUUUCACGGUCGAACUUUGGGAGCUCUUUCUGCAACACCGAAUCCCAAAUAUCAAAAGCCGUUUGGGAAAAUGUUGCCAGGGUUUCACUCUAUAGAUUUGAACGACGAGGACGCGAUUUUUAAGAUGAUCCAAAAUAGCACAGCUGGUGUGAUUGUGGAACCAAUCCAAGGCGAAGGAGGUGUAAACGUGGCCUUGAUUUCUUUUAUGUUGAAAUUGGCACAGCGUUGUAAGGAGCGGGAUGUGGUGUUGAUAUACGACGAGAUUCAAUGCGGUCUCGGUAGAACAGGUAGCUUCUGGGCACACUCCUCGUUGCCACGUGAAGCCCAUCCAGACAUCAUCACUACGGCAAAAGCACUUGGGAACGGUUUCCCUAUUGGGGCAACUAUCGUUAAUGAACGAGUGGCUGAGGCGAUCAAUGUGGGAGACCACGGGACAACCUUUGGUGGAAACCCACUGGGAGCUCGAGUCGCCCACAACAUUGUGACUCGUCUUUCGGACCGCGGGCUCCUAAAAGAAGUUCAGGAAAAGGGUCAGAUGUUCUUCGAUCAUUUCGAAAAGUUGCGAGAGAAAUACCCCCAUCUGAUAAAGGAAAGUCGAGGACGCGGGCUUAUCCUUGGUUUACAACUUACUCAAGACCCGACGCCAAUCGUAACGGCCGCCCGGGAGAGAGGAUUGUUGAUCAUUACGGCUGGAACAAAUACACUGAGGUUUGUACCAUCUUUGAAUAUCACCAAAGAGGAGAUACAGGAAGGCAUCGACAUUCUAGACGAGGCUAUCCGCGUUUCUACUACACCAGGGCAGGGUCCUGAGGGCGAGCAAGUUAAAGGAGAGGUGGACUCACCAAAUUGAGGCGAGGGGCUUUAACAUCGUUCCUCCGUAAAGUGUCUUUUUUUCUUCUUGAAUCUUUUCCCACGUAGAAUGGGUCUAUUGGGGAUUUAAUAUUUGGCGUUGAUCAUGAGCAGAGCUGGAGUUCAGGACAUCAAAAGCUUCGGGUAGAUGAAUACCAAAUUUUAUACUGUACACAUUACA
This is a messenger RNA of Hymenoscyphus albidus, 1814 nucleotides long. The record is from the annotation of a GenBank genome assembly. NCBI's taxonomy places the organism in Eukaryota, Fungi, Ascomycota, Leotiomycetes, Helotiales, Helotiaceae.